Paracoccidioides brasiliensis Pb18 is the source of this 537-nucleotide messenger RNA. RefSeq lists its product as uncharacterized. The record is from RefSeq and is a predicted model, not a curated record. The coding region runs from base 1 to 537 and encodes 178 amino acids. The transcript has a single exon.
AUGAGUUGGCUCUACCCCUUCAGCGGGCUCAAUCGCAGCAACAGCCGUAGCAGUACCAGCAGUCACCGCAUCCAGCACAGUCGGGACAGACACUCAACUACCUCCCGCCCCCACCGCAACAGCACCACCUCCUCCCUCUUCAGUAUAGGCGGACACGCUAACCGCUCAACGCCCUCAAUCUUCUCAAUUGGCAGCCAGGCCUCGUCCUCAUCGCGCCGCGCCAAGCCCCGUUUGGGUUUUGUAUCGCGCGUGCUACGCAAGAUCAGACGGCUGUUCCGCGACAUCCUGCGCUAUGCGCGCCGGCGGCCUCUCAAGGUGUUUCUGCUGGUUAUCGUGCCGUUGAUUACGGGUGGGGUGCUGCAGAAGCUGUUGUCUGUGGUUGGAAUACGGCUGCCGCCGUCCUUGGGAGGGGGAGGGGGUUACAAAGGACGUAGUAACGGGGGUGGGUUGGAUUCAGUUCUCGGAGGUGGGGGAAGCUGGGGUGGGAUGGGUGACAGUGUAGGUGGGUUGGUGUCGUUGGCCAAGUUGUUUGUGUAA